UCCUAUGAAUUAUGUGAGAGGGCGCUGCAAGUGAAGGGAAAAUGGCUGCCACAUAAAGUUUAUCGGCAGACCAUUUAUUUUAGAAAAGUGAUUAAAAAUUGCUAUUUAAGUGCUCUUUUACACGCAAAACUAUCUAAAUAAUAUGCACUAAUUGUGUGUGAACAAAUGUGGAGUGUUUCUAUCAUCGAGCAUUGUAGAAUUUCCUGCGAAUUUUGUGAUUUUCUUUUGUGUCUGACAAGCAAGCUCAUGAUGCACUUGUGAAUGAACUCAUCCAUCCGAGCCAACCGUCGACUUUACAGUGACCGUGACGACACCACAAUCGACGUCACGACGAGCCUUAACUUCGUAACAGCUUGGGCGGUAUGGCGGCCUCCACUCAGGGCGAAAUAAGAGUGGGUCCUGGCCACCAGGUAAACGAUAUCUAUGCCAAGUUACCAGAAUAUCAACCAAUUUCGAAGUACCAAUUCGACAAGGACUCUGACCGUGACCUGGAAGAUCCCCGAUGGAGUCCUGGUGUUGUUUUGGACGGUGAUUUGAUGAUGUACUUACGUGCAGCUCGAUCAAUGGCCGCGUUUCAAGGUAUGUGCGAUGGAGGCUCACCCGAGGAUGGAUGUUUAGCUGCUAGCAGGGACGACACAACAAUAAACGCAUUAGACGUUUUACAUGACUCAGGGUAUGAUCCUGGGAAAGCUCUUCAGACAUUAGUAAAGUGUCCCGUACCAAAAGGUAUCGAUAAAAAGUGGACUGAGGACGAAACAAAGCGUUUUAUUAAAGGUUUACGUCAAUUUGGAAAGAAUUUUUUUCGUAUACACAAAGAUCUUUUGCCCCACAAACAAACACCGGAACUUGUUGAAUUUUACUAUUUGUGGAAAAAGACACCAGGCGCAAAUAAUAAUCGUCCACAUCGACGACGUCGCCAAGGAUCAUUGAGACGAAUUCGUAAUACAAGGGCAACAAAUUCAACACCAAACGCCAAAAAGGAGGAAGCUCCAGAACCAUUAUUGCAGGAACAGAGACCGUCACCUGUUUCUAAAGAAGAAAACAGUUCACUAACGGAAGACGACGCUAGUGAAUGUGAUAGUGAUUCAAGUGCUACAAAUAAGAGAUCAACACCGGCUGGAAGUGAUUUUCUCGGUGACGAAUCACCAACAAGGAUGCGAACGAGAAAUAAGCAGUCGUCCAAAGAUCAGCCGAGCAACAAGAGGCCAAAACGUGGCUCUGAAACACCGGACACAACUGCUGAAAGUCCACGAACACCAAAUAAAUCAGACAAGAAAAAGAGUAAAACUGAAACACCUAACAAGGGACGUAAACGUCAGAAUGACGCUAGUGAUGAGAGUGAUGAGAAGGACAAGAGAAAGCGCUCUGAUACACCAUCUGAAAGUGGUAAUUCUGAUAGUCGUCCAGAGUCUGUUCUGGAUGAAGUGGAAAAUCCCAGAGAAUCACCAGAAGCCAAUUUGCUAAAUGUUCCUAAGGAGAUAGAUGAAAAACUCACAGAUCCUCUGUCAGUUCAAGCACCUAUCGAUGUCGCUAAUAUAAGCAAUGUCCAGGGUGCAAAGGAGCCAGAGGAUGAACCAAUAUCACUAAGCAAUAAACCUGAGGAACCAAUGGCUCUUGUGACGGAAAGUAGUGAGACAAAGAAUCUCUCUGAGGAGGAAAUAAAGUGUGUGGAAAAGAAGUCCGAUGAGGAUUCUACAUCAUCGUCAUCGGCUAAAGAAUGUCAACAGCAGCAGCAACAGCAACAACAACAGCAGCAGCAGCAGGAGAUGCUGUCAAAAAUUACCAAUAUGAAGCAAGAGGUUAAUCCACCGGGUCAGGGGAUAGCUUCGGGUGAUUUUAAUCAACAACCUUCGCAGCAGAUUCAAUCUGAUCCGGCUACAGCACCGCAGACUGAUGUAAUGUUCAUUAAACGUGAACCUGGAGAAGAUUCCCUGGAGGACAGUACAUCCAACAUCAAUUCUGAGACGCAAGAUAUCAAGUGUAAGGUGGAAAUUAAGACUGAAGGUAAGGUGCAGAUUGAUGAGAUGACUGGUGUUCAGGACAAUAAAUAUGAUCCUGAAAUGAAGCCGGCGUAUGAGGCUACAAUUAAAUUUCCGCCUACUGAGAUGGGGCCACAUGGUAUGAAAUUUGGUGUUCAAGAGGAUCCAAUGAAAUAUGGUGAUACAUUGAAAUACAGUGCUGAUAUCAUUAUGAAGUAUCCAACGGAUAUGAGUGGGAAUGUUCAUAAGUAUCAGACACCAAUUGAUGCCACAAAAUAUGGAAAUACUGGUCCAGAUGGUCCAAUAAAGUAUGAAAUGAAACCGUAUAUGGAUCAACCGCAGAAUCUCAAGUAUCCCGAAGGUGCUCUUAAGCCCUAUCCAGAGAGUACACUGAAAAUGCCACCAAAUACCCAACAACAACAAGGUCCUCCGGAUGCCGUUCAUAUGCUAAAGGGUUCCUAUCCCGGACCCGAUAUGAAGGUUUACCCACCAAAUAUUAAAUAUACACCACCACCGGCUGAUGGUAUGAAAUAUGGUGGUAGUGAACCAGCCAGUCCGGGUAUGGGUAAGGGACACUUUAAUGAUUCGGGUCCAACACCACCACAUGGUGUCCCUAGGUCACCAUAUGAUCCAAGUCCAAUGAUGAAAUUUGGUGAUCAAAUGAUGAAGUAUCAUGGUAUUGGUGGACCACCACCGAAUCAAAGUCAUAAUCCUGAAAAUCAACAGCAUUCCAUGAAAUAUCCACCAGAUGGCGGUGGUGGCAUGAUGAAGAGUCAAUUUUCAGCAGAUAAUCUUAUAAAGGGUGCCUUUGAUGCAUCCAAUAUGAAGUAUCCACCGUCAGAGAGUCCGUUAGAUGCCUCAUCGAGAUCAACACCUAAUCAGGAUAGUCAGAGCAGUAAUAGCAAUUCACAGUCACAACCAUUGCAUUUGCAUGGAAGUAUCUCAUCACCACUGUCAAAUCAGACAAUUUCACCGCUUACAACAGCAUCGCAUUUUCCACCACAGCAACCAUCUUCACUAAUUGUAAGUCAUCCGGGUCUCCUACCACCGCUACCGGCCAAUCAUCCAUCUCUAAUGAGUGCCGCAGCAUCUCCAUCAGCAGUACCACCACCACCGACAAUUCAUCAACCACUGACUAUGCCACCAACCAGUGUUCCAUCUUCCCUUAGUCAGGGCACUACUCUCAAAAUGCCAACAAAUUCUCUUCUACCGCCAUCUGGUCAACAACAACAUCCACUGCAUCGACCACAUCAGGAUUCACUAAGUGGACCUGGACAUCCACUCAAUAGUCAAACAACAUCUCCACAUUCUCACCAUCAGGCGAGUGUUCAGGGAUCCGGAGGUCAACGAAGGAGUCCGUCGCCGACAACUCUGAGUGUACGCAGUGAUAGUUCAAGCAGUGGAAUGGCCAAGGAGAAUACUGGACAUCCAGGAAGAGCUUCCCCACCACCUCCAAUUAGUGCAAUGAUCUCCAAUACUGCUAUGGUGGGUCAUCCACUUCCAUUGCACCUGAGUCAUCAUGCUGCUGGUGGAAUACCCCUGUCACAUCAUCCAGUACACCUUGGUGCACCAUUAGGGCAUAAUUCACUGCUUUCCUCGUCAAUGACACCUGGCAAUAUGCCACUGCCUCUGCUUGGAGGUCCUCCAACGGCUCUUUCCCUAACUGAUCCUGGUCGACGAACACCUAUUUCAUCAGCCAGUAGUCUUCACAUGGGUGUCGUUUCUACAUGUCAGAGCACUUCUGCUCUCACACCAAGCAGUUCUUUCAGUCGGGCCAGUCCAAGUACAGCGCCCCAACCUGUACCUCAACUACAGUCAGGUGCUUCCGGGACAUCUGGGGUACCAGGAAAUGGACCACCACCACCCCAUAGACCCGGUUCACCCCUACCUCUCACAGCUGGCCUCAGUCGCACGAGUCCCUUACAUUUAGUGCCCCAGAGUCCUAUUGCGGCUCAUCAUCCAUCUGCGGCUGCGGCUCUGUCAACGGUUGAGCGUGAUAGGCAUACAAUGCGUCAACAAUCACCACAUAUGACACCUCCACCCACAACUGCCUCCUCAUUUAUGCCCAGUCCUCUGAGCAAAAUGUAUGGGCCACCGAGUGCGAUUCAGCGGCAUUUGGGCGCUUCGCCACCACCACCUUCUCAUCACCUGCGUCCCGGUGCCUCACCACCAGUUGUUCGUCAUCCUCAAAUGCCACUGCCACUUCCGUUGAUCGGACCACCAGCUGGAAUACCUACACCAAUGGGUGUCCAUCCCGCCGCUCAGAACGCCUAUCCACAUCAUCUCAUACACCCAUCUAUGUUUUAUCCCCAUCACCAUAGUCCCUUCAACUCUCCCUAUCCCUAUCACCCGUAUGGACCUAGCUUUUCCUACAUGAAGCCUCCACCGCCCGGAGGACCUCUAGAGCCCAGUGUUAUAUCACACCAUCAGAGUGUCACGUCACGAUGUGAAGAGACACCAACGCACGUGGAGAAGCAAAUGACCAUUACCAGCUCCCAGAGUGUUCAACACAAAAUCAAGAGUCAACCACCAAAAGGUCAACAGAUACCAACUACGGGUGGUAGUACUCCAAGUGGUGGCAGUGGUAGUCAGUAUCCAAGUCCUGUACAUGGAUAUCCUUCAUCGCAUGGCUUUCCCGAGAGCCCAUUGUCGAGCAAAACGAGUCACAUGGAUGCUCUGCGGGCGCAUGCUCAUGCUGCCAGCAAUAAUCUGGGUGGGCAUCAUCCUGUGGAACCAGUACAUGUGGAUAUUGAUCCGGAUCCUGAACCGGAAGUUCCCAGUCCACCACAGCACAUACAACGUGGUCCUAGUCCCGAGGCGAAACCCGACGAUACUGAGUGUCAUAGAUCUCAGUCAGCAAUAUUUGUUCGACGAUGCGAUCGUGGGGAUUACAAUUCGUGUACUCGGACGGAUUUGGAAUUUAAACCGGUGGCCGGAACAACAUUGGCGAGGAAGCGUGAAGAAAGGGACAGGAAGUUGGCUGAGAGGGAACGUGAGAGGCGUCAACAGCAGCAACAACAGCAACAGCAGCAGCAACAACAACAGCAACAGCAAGCACAACAAGCUCAGCAGCAGGUCAAACUGAAGUCUGAAAUCAAACCAUUCAGCGAUACUCCAGCUCUCAGGCAACUCUCAGAGUAUGCUAGGCCGCAUGUUGCAUUCAGCCCUGUUGAACCAAUGGUACCACCAUAUCAUCCAAUGGGCCAAAUGUAUAGUAGAGAAAGAUUAAUCAACAAUUUCAGAGAAUUUGAAGAGUUGAAGAAUCAACAGGCAGCUGCUGUUGGACCAACAAAUCCACAUUGGAUGGAAUUCUAUCGCAUGAGAGGUAUACAUCCUUCGCAAUUUCCUCUUUACGGAAAUCCAGCUGCUAUAUCGCAAUUGGAACGAGAAAGACUGGGUAUUCCACAACCUCACCAUGUUGGACUCGAUCCCAAUGAUCCAAUGAUCCGCCUGACGGGCGAAUAUCAUGCUCAUUCUCACACACAUUUGCACUUACAUUCGCAACAACAACAGGAAGCCGCUGGAUUUCAGCUACCACCAAAUGUUCCACCAUAUACUCGUCCGAAUGUAUUAUUGCCUAGAGAGCCACAUCCUGAUGUUCUUCUGCGUAUGUCCUACGCUGAUCAGAUCCAGGCUGCUGAAUUCCAACGUCUCGAUCGGGCACAUUCAUUUCACGAGCAGUACUUUCGGCAUCACGAAAGAGAAAUGAAAGUUAGAGCACUUGAGGAAGCAACGCGUGGAAAACAUUGAAGUUUUUUUUAGCAGUUUUAAUACAAUUUUCUAUGUAGGGGAAAAGGUGGAAAAUAUUGCUGAAUAGAACUACAUUCCCCGUGAUAGAAACUUUAUAAGAGAUCGUCACAAUGUCUAAUAGUGUAUUUGUAUCAUAAUAUUAUGAUAACAUGACAAAGUGCAUAAUUUUUUUUGCGUGUAUGUGAGAGGGAGAGAUAAAUUGUGAAUUGUGGAAAUAUUGCAAUUUUUGGGUGUGCAUUUAAUGAUUGAGGUGAAGAAAAUCUCUGAACAUUGAUAGAUUUGUGAACAGAGAACCAAUAUAUUUAGAAAGAAUACAAUAUAAUUAAUGAGAAUUAAAAUUUAUUGAUAAUAUAUUUUGUGUUCUAAAAGUGAUGAUUAUGAAUAUUUUAAUAUUUAUAUUAAAAAAAUUCAUUUAAUCAUGUUUGCAGCAAGAAGAAAUCACAAAUGAAAAGGAGACCAUAAAUCGAUUUUUAAAUGAAUUAUCUUUUAGAUUUAGGGGUUUAUAGAAAACAAAAAAAAAAGAAAAUGAAGAGUAAAGUAGCGAAUUCUGUGUUAGAGGAUUUUUUGUUUGACUGGUUUUGCUUCGCAUUUAGCACAGCUACAUGAUGAUUUUCUGUAAAUUUAAUACAAUUUAUCUUUUAAAGGAAAUCAGUAAACUCUACGCAGAUGUCAACAGUCAUUAGCUUAAAUCAGGUUCAUUAUCUUAAAAAAAAGUUUAAUUUAAAUUGCAAGUUUUUUUUUGGUAGCUGGACUCUGCGAAGUAAACCACAAAAUUAAUCAUCCUCUGAAUUAUCUUUUCGUGUGAAUGAAAAACAUAUUUUAGAUAUGUGAAAACAUAUUAAUCGACAAGAAUAAUAAACAAAUUUAUAUCUGAGUAAAUUAUAGACAUUAGUAAUAUUAUUUUAAUGACAAAAAAAUAGGAAAAAAACCUUUAAGCGAGUUGUAAAGUAAAAAAAAGAACGCUUCUAAUAAUUUAAUAAUAUCAAAACAAUGUAAAAAUUAAUCUAAGAAAGUUUGAUAAAAAAUUAUUUGGGGAUUCUUUUCACAAGAAAAUCAUUUUAAUCAAAGGGAGAAAGGAUUUGACUUAACACGGAAAAUUUGGCCAAGAAAAGUAAACACUUUAAUAGGCUUGCACAUUUGAAUCCUAUACUUACAGUAUUGCAAUGUUUUCAGCAUAUUUCGUGAUUUUGUUCAAGGCUUAAUUUUGUUCCCUGGUUUAUUGUGUUCUUCCUAGAGAUUUUUCCUUUGAUAUAAACGCAUAUAUAUACAUUUUUUAAUCCAAUGAAGGAUGUAGAUUUAACUUCUGAAAUUUACGAGUAGUCUGAUAAAAUCGUCAGGCAAAGUGUUAGAAGAUCCUUUCCUUAGUAAGUAUUGGGUUUUUGAGUCUAAUUUUGAAUCUAAAUGCCUAUACAAGUGGCAAGAAAAAUGUGUAUUUUGUGUUUUAAUUUAAUAAUGUAUACAUUGUAUAUCUAAAAAAAAAGAAUUAUAAACAGAAAAGUCCAAAGUUGGAUUGUUUUUGUAAAUAAAUUAUGUUCAUCAUUUUAUGUCAAAAUAAGAAAAA
Phlebotomus papatasi is the source of this 7290-nucleotide messenger RNA. RefSeq names its product arginine-glutamic acid dipeptide repeats protein (gene Gug). Bases 363 to 5729 code for a protein of 1788 amino acids. Lineage: Eukaryota; Metazoa; Arthropoda; Insecta; Diptera; Psychodidae. Gene Ontology annotation, molecular function: transcription corepressor activity. Gene Ontology annotation, cellular component: nucleus. The transcript has 20 exons. The record is from RefSeq and is a predicted model, not a curated record.